This is a messenger RNA of Penicillium arizonense, 2262 nucleotides long. Its product is annotated as phosphatidylinositol-3-phosphatase YMR1. Gene Ontology annotation, molecular function: phosphatase activity. The record is from RefSeq and is a predicted model, not a curated record. The transcript has 2 exons. The coding region runs from base 1 to 2262 and encodes 753 amino acids. Lineage: Eukaryota; Fungi; Ascomycota; Eurotiomycetes; Eurotiales; Aspergillaceae. Gene Ontology annotation, biological process: dephosphorylation.
AUGUCUCUCCAGGUUGACAAUGUGACCUUGGCUCGCCGCGGUGAGCAGGUCGAUGGUACCCUCCAUCUCACCCCUCACCACCUUAUCUUCUCGCACACACCCACGAUUUCCGCCGAAGACCAGGUAAAGGGUGUGGUAGUCAGACCUAGAGAGCUCUGGUUCACAUACCCCAUCAUCGCUUUCUGUACCCUGCGCCCGGCUCCUGCAGCCUCCCGCCAGCUCUCCUCCAUCCGCCUUCGAUGCCGAGACUUCACUUAUGUCUGCUUCUACUUUGUCAAUGAAGUCAAAGCACGUGAAGUUUUUGAGAGCAUCAAGCAAUGGACGUGCAAAUCCAGCCGGAUCGACAAACUAUAUGCAUUUACCUAUCAGCCUCCCCCACCAGAGAGAGAAUUCAAUGGGUGGGAUUUGUAUGACCCGCGCAAAGAAUGGGCGCGCCAGGGCAUUUUAAAUGAAGGCUCACGAUGGCGACUCUCUGAGAUAAAUGCGAACUACGAAUUCUCCCCAACCUAUCCCGCCAUCAUCCCCGUACCCUCUUCCAUCUCCGAUAAUACUCUCAACUAUGCAGGACGCUACCGAUCCCGAGCGAGAAUCCCAGCUUUAACAUAUUUCCACCCUGUCAAUAAUUGCACAAUCACCAGGAGCUCGCAGCCGCUGGUCGGUGUCCGACAGAACCGAAGCAUUCAAGAUGAGAAGCUUCUUUCCGCCAUAUUCUUGACCUCUCGGUCUGAGCGGCCAUUAGCGAGCUUCUCCUCGCCUCCUUUGGAGAAAGAAUCAUCGGACUCGAAUCCUGAUAGCCCAGAGACAAGCCAGGUGGUGAUCCCCGAGCCGACAAACGCCGAGGACUUGGAGGAUGACUUGCUGGCUGCUACAGACGGUGAUAUUGAGGAACAACGCUUGAUUUACGGAGCCCAGCAGUCAAAUUUGAUUGUGGACGCACGCCCUACUGUUAAUGCGUUUGCCAUGCAAGCCGUUGGGCUCGGCUCUGAGAAUAUGGACAAUUACAAGUUCGCUACCAAGGCAUAUCUUGGUAUUGACAACAUCCAUGUCAUGCGAGACUCGUUGAACAAGGUCAUAGAUGCCUUGAAGGAUUCGGAUGUUACACCACUAGGCCCAAAUCGCGACCAGUUGGCCCGCAGCGGCUGGCUCAAGCACAUCGGUGGGAUCCUAGAGGGCGCUAGACUGAUCACUCGUCAGGUUGGCCUAACCCACUCCCAUGUGCUAAUCCACUGCUCAGAUGGAUGGGACCGCACAAGUCAGCUCAGUGCAUUGAGUCAAAUUUGUCUGGAUCCGUACUAUCGGACUUUGGAAGGCUUCAUGGUUCUCGUGGAGAAAGAUUGGCUCUCAUUUGGGCAUAUGUUCCGACACCGAUCGGGUCAUUUGAACAGCGAAAAAUGGUUCCAGAUUGAGAACGAGCGCAUUGGUGGUGACCCCAAUCGUGCAUUCGGCGAGGGAGGCGGCGCUGGGAAAGCCCUUGAAAACGCCUUCCUUAGCGCGAAAGGCUUCUUUGGCCGGGAUAACAACAGUCGAGACUCGUUGCCUGACUCCGAUGGAGAGAUGCAGAGCUACGAUUCCGAUAGCCCAGCUGGGAAGAAGGCUAGCCCUGCACCACGAUCAACUGUCUCCGAGAAAGAGAUAACCAAACCGAAAGAGACAAGCCCUGUGUUCCAUCAGUUCUUGGACGCGACAUAUCAGCUGCUUUACCAGCAUCCGACUCGAUUUGAGUUCAACGAACGUUUCCUUCGACGGUUACUUUAUCAUUUAUACUCUUGUCAGUUUGGUACAUUUUUGUUUAACAACGAGAAAGAGCGCGUGGAUUCCAAGGCCCGGGAACGAACUCGUAGCGUUUGGGACUACUUCCUCGCUCGACGAGAUCAGUUUACGAAUCCUCAGUACGAUCCUGAUAUCGAUGACCAUAUGCGCGGCAAAGAACGGCUCAUCUUCCCCCGAGUUAGUGAAACGCGAUGGUGGAAUGAAGUAUUCGGUCGAACAGAUGCAGAGAUGAACGGACCUCGUCCUUAUGCAACUGCACCAGCAGUCGCUCCUACCGAUAGUCCCAAUGGAGGGAGAACUCCGAUAUUGACGGGCAUCGAAACUGCGGGCCAGUCGGUUGACAACGGAGUGCCCGCGAAAACUUUACCGGAUGCCGCAUCAGCAGGGAUGGCAGCUGUAGCGUCUGGUAUCUCUAAGCUUACCUUGCCGACAGCCUCGGAGCGCAUCUCUGACACUGAUAAAAUGAAAGAGCUGGGAGUAGAGAUGCAAUAA